Messenger RNA from Dictyostelium discoideum AX4, 156 nucleotides. RefSeq lists its product as hypothetical. The transcript has a single exon. Lineage: Eukaryota; Evosea; Eumycetozoa; Dictyosteliales; Dictyosteliaceae. Bases 1 to 156 code for a protein of 51 amino acids. The record is from RefSeq and is a predicted model, not a curated record.
AUGUAUAUGAAAUCGAUGAUGAAUAUCAAGAUUGGCAACCGCACUGGUUCAAUCGAUUCUCCAUUCAAUUCUUUCCUUCAUAGAGGUGAUAAAGCUAUGUGGUCUUACUUUAUUGUCGCUCAAUAUAAUAACACUGAAAAUGAUCCUGGAAAAUAA